AUGCAGGCAUCAAGAGCAAGGCUUUUCAAGGAGUACAAGGAGGUUCAGAGGGAGAAAGCGGCUGAUCCAGAUAUUCAAUUAGUUUGUGAUGAUUCCAACAUAUUUAAAUGGACAGCUCUUAUUAAGGGGCCAUCAGAAACACCUUAUGAAGGUGGCGUUUUCCAGCUUGCUUUUUCUGUCCCGGAGCAAUAUCCUCUGCAGCCUCCUCAAGUUCGAUUCUUAACCAAAAUAUUUCAUCCAAAUGUUCAUUUUAAGACAGGAGAGAUUUGCCUUGAUAUAUUGAAAAAUGCAUGGAGCCCAGCUUGGACACUCCAGUCUGUUUGUAGGGCUAUCAUUGCUUUGAUGGGCCAUCCAGAACCUGAUAGCCCGCUAAAUUGUGAUUCAGGUAAUCUUCUCCGAUCUGGUGAUAUCCGAGGAUUCCAGUCCAUGGCAAGGAUGUAUACUCGGCUUGCGGCCAUGCCCAAGAAAGGGUGA
Molecule: messenger RNA, 474 nt
Organism: Ilex paraguariensis (yerba mate)
Lineage: Eukaryota; Viridiplantae; Streptophyta; Magnoliopsida; Aquifoliales; Aquifoliaceae
Source: the annotation of a GenBank genome assembly